Messenger RNA from Coffea eugenioides, 2288 nucleotides. Its product is annotated as probable metal-nicotianamine transporter YSL6. The record is from RefSeq and is a predicted model, not a curated record. The transcript is spliced from 7 exons. NCBI's taxonomy places the organism in Eukaryota, Viridiplantae, Streptophyta, Magnoliopsida, Gentianales, Rubiaceae. Gene Ontology annotation, molecular function: oligopeptide transmembrane transporter activity. Bases 66 to 2105 code for a protein of 679 amino acids. Gene Ontology annotation, cellular component: vacuolar membrane.
UCUCCUCUCAAUGGUGCAUUUCAAAUCCGAAUUUGGACCGAAUCCAAACAGCCUAGAGUUUUCACAUGGGGACUCUGGAGAACGCCGCUGCUUCUGUGGAGAUAUCCGAGCCACUGCUGCAGCCGGUGGAUGAAGAAACCAAGAAGCGCGACGGGGAUCUUCUGGACGAGGAAUUCAUCCCCGAUUGGAAAGAUCAGAUCACACUCCGGGCCAUUUUGGUCAGCGCCGUCUUGGGUGUUGUCUUCUGUAUCAUAACUCACAAGCUCAUUCUCUCGAACGGCAUCGUCCCCUCCCUCAAUGUCGCCGCCGGUUUGUUUGGCUUUUUCUUCCUCAAGUUCUGGACCACUUUUCAGUCCAAAUUUGGACUUUCCGGUCGGCCCUUUACCCGUCAAGAGAACACUGUCAUCCAGACAUGCGUUGUUGCUUGUUAUGGCCUCGCGGCUAGUGGGGGUUUUGGAUCUUUUCUGCUUGCAAUGGAUGAGAAAACAUACAAAUUGAUAGGUGAGGAUUAUCCUGGUAACAGGGCAGAAGACGUUAAAAAUCCAGGAUUGUUGUGGAUGACAGGUUACCUGUUUAUUGUCAGUUUCCUCGGCCUUUUCAGUCUUGUCCCACUCCGUAAGGUUAUGGUCAUGGAUUAUAAGUUGACAUACCCCAGUGGAACAGCCACAGCAAUGUUGAUAAAUAGCUUCCACACAAAUGCUGGAGCUGAACUUGCAAGGAAACAAGUGAGCUGUCUUGGAAAAUAUUUGAGCAUUAGCUUCUUUUGGAGCUGCUUCAAAUGGUUCUUCAGUGGUAUUGGGGAUUCAUGUGGAUUUGACGAGUUUCCUAGCCUUGGGUUGACAUUGUUUAAGAACACGUUUUAUUUUGACUUUAGUCCUAUCUAUGUAGGAUGUGGUUUGAUCUGCCCUCAUAUUGUCAGUUGCUCUUUUCUUCUAGGGGCCAUUAUCUCAUGGGGUUUUCUUUGGCCCUUCAUUUCUCAGCGUGCUGGUGAUUGGUACCCAGCAGACCUUGGCACCAAUGACUUUAGAGGUCUUUAUGGCUAUAAGGUUUUCAUCGCUAUUUCACUUAGUUUGGGCGAUGGGCUUUACAAUUUGAUUAAAAUUACUGCAAUCAGUAUUAAGGAAAUGUGCAAAAUUAUCAUUAGCCAGAAGGAUCUUCCCAUUUUAGAAGAGGUCUUAGAUAACAAGAGUUCCAAAUCAUUGCUGGAGGGGAAAAAGAGGGAUGGAGUAUUCCUUAAAGACAGGAUUCCAUUCUGGUUUGCUGCCUCUGGAUAUGUUGGCUUGGCUGCAAUAUCCACUGCUACAAUACCAAUCAUGUUUCCUCCUCUUAGAUGGUAUUUGGUAAUUUGCUCAUAUAUCAUCGCUCCUGCCCUUGCCUUCUGCAAUUCCUAUGGAGCUGGGCUAACAGACAUGAGCAUGGCCACGAUAUAUGGCAAGAUGGGCCUUUUCACUUUUGCUUCAUUAGUGGGAAGUAAUGGUGGUGUUCUUGCUGGGUUGGCAGCUGCUGGGGUAAUGACGUCCAUUGUCGCAACUGCAGCUGAUUUGAUGCAGGAUUUUAAGACAGGCUAUCUGACUUUGUCAUCAGCCAAAUCUAUGUUCGUUAGUCAGUUAAUUGGAACAGCCAUGGGGUGUGUCAUUGCACCGCUCACAUUUUGGUUGUACUGGAGCGCUUUCGAUAUUGGUUCUCCCGAAGGUCCAUACAAAGCACCGUAUGCCGUGACGACUAGGCAACUGGCUAUUUUGGCGAUUCAGGGCUUCUCUGAACUUCCUAAGCAUUGCUUGGCAUUUUGCUUGGUUUUCUUCGUUGCAGCUCUUGUUAUAAACUUUUUGAGGGAUGUCGCCCCUAAAAAGGUGUCACAGUUUAUUCCUGUACCAAUUGCAAUGGCAUUGACAUUUUAUAUUGGAGCUUCCUUUGCAGUUGACAUGUUUGUUGGUACUGUAGUACUUUUUGUUUGGGAGAGGCUAAAUAGAAAGGAUGCAGAAGAUUAUGCACCAGCUGUUGCCUCAGGUUUAAUAUGUGGUGACGGUAUUUGGUCAAUUCCUUCAGCAGUCCUUUCUAUCUUUAGGAUUAAUCCACCCAUAUGUAUGUACUUUGUCCCUUCGUAGAAGUAGCUAGAACUAGGGAUUCUUAGCCUUGGUUGGGCAAUCCCAUCUUUGCCGUUGACUUCUGGCCAUAAUCCACCAAGGAUUAACUAUUUGGAUUAGCUAUUUUUAAGUAUGUUUUUAAAAUAUUUUACUGUAACAGUAUGUAUGAAAAACUUCUGUAUAAGAUUUUUUUGAGUUGUUUUU